Messenger RNA from Hemisphaericaspora subhashii, 1035 nucleotides. RefSeq lists its product as uncharacterized. The transcript is spliced from 3 exons. The coding region runs from base 1 to 1035 and encodes 344 amino acids. NCBI's taxonomy places the organism in Eukaryota, Fungi, Ascomycota, Pichiomycetes, Serinales, Debaryomycetaceae. The record is from RefSeq and is a predicted model, not a curated record. Gene Ontology annotation, biological process: tRNA processing; intronic box C/D snoRNA processing; nuclear-transcribed mRNA catabolic process, RNase MRP-dependent. Gene Ontology annotation, molecular function: ribonuclease MRP activity. Gene Ontology annotation, cellular component: ribonuclease MRP complex; nucleolar ribonuclease P complex.
AUGACUGAUAAAAUAAUAUACCAACCUAAUGAAUUACUGCGUUUAAGACAUUCAAGGAGAUACAAUAUUUAUCUCCCAGAUUUAAUACCAAAUUCCACCAACAAGAGGUUCACCCUAUCAUCACCUCUACCUCCAAUUCCUAGCACCCAAAGACCAAGGUCACAUUUACUUCCUAAAGCCAGUUCUUUACCUUCAGUUCCCUUUCCAUCUUAUGUUUGUGUUUCAGUAACCGAUCCAUCAUCUUUUCCUGUAUCUAACUACAAUAAUUCAAACAAUUAUCAUACAUACUAUGUUCCAGUCAUAAGAAUAGACCCAGGAAUGGCAAUACCACCAGGUGGUAUCCCUUUACAUACUUUGUAUCAACAACAGCAUAAAUCAGAUCAACCGCCACCUCCACCUCCAAAAUCGUUGCUGCGUGGUCAGCGUGAAUCAAAAUACACUAGUGAAGCUUAUAAAAAUGUAAGUCAAUUUGAUCCAAAUCCGAAAAGUGAGAAUGACAAGAUUAGAAGAGAGAGUUAUUGUAGAGACAAGAAUGCUGGAGGUGGGAAUUGUGAUGAAGUUGAGAAUAAUAGUUUGUCAACUUCAAGACCAUUGAAGAGAGGAGUACACAAGACGGUAUUGAAAACCAACAACCAGAUGGCAUCUAUAGAGCAGGUGAUAACUCACACCCAACCAACAGAAGAUCAAGUAUGGUGCUAUCUAAAUCUUGAAGUAAUCCCCGAUCCAAAUGCAAAUGACCCUCAACUCCUAUCUGAAUUCAACGAGCUUGAAAUCGAUCCAAUCGUAUGGAAAUCAUUUAUUACAACAGCUUUAAAUAAGCUAUAUGGGUUAAUUGGAGAAUCCUCACCCUUUGACAUAUUGGCCAGACCAAAUAACAAACAAGCUAUAAUCAAGAUAUAUCGUGACCAAGAGGAAGUUUUCAGGAACAGCUUGAUGGGAUAUACUUUCAAUCUUGGAAGAAUCUCGUCGGUAGAUGUGAAUUGUUAUAUUCGAGUAGUAAAACUGGGUAAUUAUAUAGGACUUGUUAUAGAUUAA